CCCUUGUCCCCGCCCGGCCUGGGCCGUGGGUGCACGCACCGAGCGGUGCUGGCGGUCCCCGGCCCCGCAGCCCUCCCCUGACAGCCGUGUUCCGCAGGCGGAUUCCUGCAGCGGCCCUGGGUGAGGCAGCAUGGGGAAGAGCUGCAAGGUGGUUGUGUGCGGCCAGGCCUCCGUCGGGAAAACGUCUAUCCUGGAGCAGCUUCUGUACGGGAACCAUGUGGUCGGCUCCGAGAUGAUCGAGACCCAGGAGGACAUUUACGUGGGCUCCAUUGAGACGGACCGGGGGGUGCGCGAGCAGGUACGGUUCUAUGACACACGGGGCCUGCGGGACGGCCUGGAGCUUCCCAAGCACUGCUUCUCCUGCACGGACGGCUACGUGCUGGUCUAUAGCACUGACAGCAAGGAGUCCUUCAAGCGGGUGGAGCUCCUCAAGAAGGAGAUUGACAAGUCCAAAGACAAGAAAGAGGUCACCAUUGUGGUUUUGGGCAACAAGUGUGACCUGCAGGAGCAGCGCCGGGUGGACCAUGACGCAGCCCAGCACUGGGCCAAGGGCGAGAAGGUGAAGCUGUGGGAGGUGUCCGUGGCUGACCGGCGUACGCUGAUCGAGCCGUUCAUCUACCUGGCCAGUAAGAUGACACAGCCACAAAGCAAGUCUGCUUUUCCCCUGAGUCGCAAGAACAAGGGCAGCGGAUCCAUGGAUGGCUGAGCCUUGUUUUCCCUUCCCUUCCAUUGCCAUCUCCUCUUCCUCACCUCCCUAUUUCCCUUGCACGUACCUCCUGCUGAGCCUUUUUGGUGUCGCGAAGCCUGCGGGAAGCACGGUGGCAUGAGGAAUGGGCAUCCCGGGGCUGGGGAUGGUCUUUGAGGAUGAGAGAGGUGACCCACCUCCCUGCACUGGGACAGGGACCGCUCUUUUCACUGCCCAGCCCCUGCAGAUGUUGGAGGUGCUACAGGAAAGCCGGGAUUCACCGAGUGACGCCCCUCUGCUCUCUGGGCACAGGCUGGCAGACCCGAGGGCCGUCGGCUGCUAGAGGGGAGGCACAGCGUGGGGCUGGCCAGCAGAUGGGGAUCAGCUCCACGGCUGAGCACAGCCGGGCCAGAGGAAACAAUUCCCCCCUCUCUCUCUAGCUGCUCCGUUUUCUGUUUACUGAUACCAUUGAGAAGCGCCCGUUUGCUGGCCCUGCCUCCAGCCCAGCCGCUGUCAGAGCAGCUCUCCCCUGUCCUAGCCCAGCUGGCUCUGCGGUGCUGCACUGUUCCCCGGCAGAUUGCCCCUUACCUGGCAGUGCUCGCGGCUCCUUUACGUGCAGAAACAUUCAGUCAUCCUGCCCCAGUGAAUGCAUAGUGCAGAGCAGGGCAAGAUGCUGUUAUUGAGGGGAGGGUGCCCACAUCCACCACACUGCAGCCCUCCUCUUCCUCAGUGCAGACUCGGUCAUGACCUUGGAGAAGCUGGGUCUGUGCUUAGCCUGCACACCCUGAUGCUUAGGGCUGUGGCAGCUCUCGCUGCCCAUCUGUCACGGUGCUGAUUCUCCUCUCGGAACCACCACAAGAUAAGGGAAAGGUGUCCCCGUCCUGCCCAGCAACACGUGUUCCCUUCAGCUAGUCUGGAUCUAGGGGAAAAAAAAAAUGACGAGAAAGCCCUGGCUUGUUUAUACUUGUUCCUUUUAUUUACUGAGUAACACAAUAAAGCGAUGAGAUUCGAUUAUCAAAAUAUUUUCCUUUU
Gymnogyps californianus (California condor) is the source of this 1717-nucleotide messenger RNA. RefSeq names its product NFKB inhibitor interacting Ras like 2 (gene NKIRAS2). Gene Ontology annotation, biological process: canonical NF-kappaB signal transduction. Lineage: Eukaryota; Metazoa; Chordata; Aves; Accipitriformes; Cathartidae. The transcript has 3 exons. Gene Ontology annotation, molecular function: GTPase activity; GTP binding. The coding region runs from base 131 to 706 and encodes 191 amino acids. The record is from RefSeq and is a predicted model, not a curated record.